UAUAACAAAGAGGCUAGGAAAAACAAAUGCUAGACUAAACACAAAGGCUAGGAAACACGAACAACUAGGAAUUCCAAAUAGGCUAAGAAUCACAGAAACAGCUGUUAGACUUAAUACACAGAGGCUAGAAUCACACAAUGAACACAAACAUGAUAGAUGCAUGGAAUCACAAAAACCAGCCAUCACACAGGUAACAAGGGUUUAACUUUAUGAACUGGUAAGAGUUAACUAGACACAGGUUAACUAGACACAGUACUCUAGGAGGGUGGCCAAUCAUGACAGAAUGCAUCUUCUUAAACAGUUCCCAAGGCAAAUAUUUUAUAGCUUUUAGCUUUUGCCAAUUGCGGAACUGUGCGCAGAUUUGUUGGUAUAUUAAAAGAAUUUAGAGUAGCAUUUUGAUCAGAAUCCCAAAUGCCAUAAGAAGACUCUCAGAACAGACCAGAAACAUUGUCUCUUCUUUUUACAAUGAAGGAAUGUGAGGCUCAGACAAUUCACAUUAAGUCUUCAUUACAGGAUGCAUUAUAACAACAGGAACUGAGAUCAUUAUUAAAUGAUUAAAUCUCCUCCAUAUUUAGAUCUCCUGCCUGCGGAGAAUGGCGAAAAGGUGACCAGACUCUUCCUACGGGAGCUGCUGAACAUUCUGCUGGCGUACAUCAAUAAGUCCCAGAAUCGCAGCUCUAAAGUGCUGGACUUCCACUAUCCACACCAGCUGAAGGAAGGCCGGGAAGGAUUCAGUCUGGAGCUCCCGGAUCAGCCGGAAAACCUGGAGCAGCUGCUUGUUGACUGCCGCGACACUCUGAAAUACGGAGUCAAAACAGGUCACCCCCGUUUCUUCAACCAGCUCUCGACCGGACUGGACAUCAUAGGCCUAGCAGGGGAAUGGCUCACGUCGACGGCAAAUACAAACAUGUUCACCUAUGAGGUUGCCCCAGUCUUUAUCCUCAUGGAAGAGGUCAUUCUGAAGAAAAUGCAGACCUUCAUUGGUUGGUCUGAAGAGGAGGGAGAUGGAAUCUUCAGCCCUGGAGGCACGAUGUCGAACCUGUACAGCGUGCUGCUGGCCCGGUAUCACUUCUUCCCGCACGUGAAAACGGAAGGGAUGCACGCGCUCCCGCGCCUCGCGCUGUUCACCUCUGCACACAGCCAUUAUUCGAUCAAGAAGUCCGCAGUCACCCUCGGAAUCGGCUCCGAAAACGUCUUUUUGGUUAAAUGCGAUGAAAGGGGCAAGAUGAUUCCAGCAGAACUGGAGUACAGCAUCCAAACAGCCAAGGGCAAGGGUUUGUUUCCGUUCUAUGUGAACACCACAGCAGGAACCACAGUUUAUGGAGCCUUCGACCCUAUCAGUGACAUUGCGGACAUCUGUGAAAACCAUGGCCUGUGGCUCCAUGUUGAUGGUGCCUGGGGGGGCGGUUUGCUCUUGUCUGAGAGACAUCGGACGAAACUCAGAGGCAUUGAGAGGGCUUCCUCUGUUACCUGGAACCCACACAAGAUGAUGUGUGUCCCACUGCAGUGCUCUGCCAUUCUAGUGAGAAAGAAGGGCCUGCUGCAAAAGUGCAACCAGCUGAGUGCCGAGUACCUUUUCCAAAUGGAUAAGCACUAUGACACGUCCUACGAUACCGGAGACAAGACCAUUCAGUGUGGGAGGCACGUGGACGUGUUCAAGCUGUGGCUCAUGUGGAAAGCCAAGGGCUUGGAGGGUUUCAAAGCGCAGAUAGACCACUGCCUGGAAAAUGCGGAGUACCUUCACUGCAAGCUGCAGAACAGGAAGGACUUUCAACUGGUCUUCCAGAGCAAACCGGAACACAGUAACGUCUGCUUCUGGUACCUUCCAAGCUAUGUGAGGAGCAUGCCUCCUGGUACAGAGAGAAACAGAGAGCUUCAUUUGGUCGCCCCAAAAAUCAAGGCGAAGAUGAUGGAGUCUGGAGCGACUAUGGUCGGCUACCAGCCUCUCGGCGACAAAGUGAACUUCUUCCGCUGCGUAUUCUCCAACCCUGCCACGCAGAAGGCGGACGUGGACUUCCUAGUAGACGAGAUCGCUCGCCUGGGAAGCAACCUGUCGCACUUGAAAUACGAGCCUAACCAGGGUGUAUAGUUGAAGACUUUUCGGUUGUAUCCUGGGGUGGACUCUUUCCUAUGUGUUGCAGUUUGUUGAUCUUUCUUGUUCAGAAUUAUUUCCUGAAUGAUUCAUGAACAGACAGACUUGACAGUUUAUGAGUUUUACUUGUGAAAAUGGAAAUCUGUUUUCAGAACUUCUAGGUUUUACAAAUCCAUAUCUUGGUACAGCUGUGGGUUUUGUUCCAUUGUGUGUGUGUGUAUGUAUGUGUGUGUGUG
Messenger RNA from Electrophorus electricus (electric eel), 2328 nucleotides. RefSeq names its product glutamate decarboxylase 3 (gene gad3). Gene Ontology annotation, molecular function: glutamate decarboxylase activity; pyridoxal phosphate binding. Lineage: Eukaryota; Metazoa; Chordata; Actinopteri; Gymnotiformes; Gymnotidae. Gene Ontology annotation, cellular component: presynaptic active zone; cytoplasm. The record is from RefSeq and is a predicted model, not a curated record. Gene Ontology annotation, biological process: GABA biosynthetic process.